AAAAUCCCUCUAAUUUUACAUCCCCUGUUAUCAAAUUCGUUUGCUGAAUAGAACAUUCAGAUUCUGCAUUGACUAUCAAUAAUCCAAGCCCAGUUUUCGAAAUUGAUCAUUCAAAAUAUGAUGUAGAAUUUCGUAGGAGUUGGAUGAAGCUGAUCAACUGGAAAUCAGAAGAUGACGAGCGUACGAUAACUGGCAGAGACUAGUCGAAGCGAUACUGAAGAGAGAAGGGCUCUGGCUUGUCUCUCGUGAAGACUCGAUGUCCAGCUCCACGGCCUCAGACUGCCCUGGGAGUUUCCAUUUGAACGAAUUGUUUCUUAAUUUCUAGAAUAUGGGAAUUUCGUUUAGUUAGAGCGGAUUAUCCAGGCGACUUGGGAUUUCAGUGAUGAAAACUUAAUCAAGCACGGUCAAUAUGGCGAUAUCUUCUGGGGAACUUUUGAAGAAUCGUUUUCUGUUAAAAUAGUAGUGGAAUUGGAGAUUUGACUCGUGUUGUUGUCAAAAGAUUUAUCUACUGGGAUGCGUGUUUGUAAGUGCUGGAUUUCUUUAUCGAGAUUUCUGAUCGAAUAUGUGUUCCUCUUUGGGACAUUGCUUGGAUGAAGAGGAUGAGAAGUUUCUGGUUUACAGGUAAAUGUCAAAUGCAGAUUUAUCUUGUUCCUUGUUUAAGAAACCUGACAACCAUAAUAAUAGACUACCAUCACUGGAUUGGAUUAUGAGGUUGAAAAUUGCGAUUGGGGUUGCAGAGGGUUUAGCAUUUCUACUUGAUGAAUGAGCUCCACCUCUUGUUCACGGCUAGGGAGCCUAAGCCAGGUUGGUGCUCAAGGAAAAGGCAUUCCUACUGGUACAGGUAAUAAGACUUGCACAGACGAUGUUUAUUGCUUUGGGAUGGUUUUGCUAGAGCUGGUAACAGGCAAAUUGGGAAUAAGUGCCUUUAGUGAAGCCAAUCUUGACUGGUUGCAAAGCGCACUCCUUCAGAUGAAUAAAGACUGGAAAAUCCUUUAAAGGUGAUAAGGGAGUGAAGGACUGGAAGAAAUGUUGAGUUCCAAGACGGGAAUUUGCUCUAUUAACGGCCAAAUCAGAAGCUUCAAUGAGGAAAAGGAUUCCUUGGUACUGUAACAAAAUCUCUCAAGUAUCUUGUCAGUAAUUAGUGAAUUAGGAAGGAUUCCUUGGUACUGUAACAAGUAGCACUUCAAUCUUCAUGUUGGCCAUUUUUCUGCUCUUACUUGAUGGUUUUAGCUGUUUGCAUUUUGUAAUUCUAAAACUAAUAUACGAAC
This is a messenger RNA of Olea europaea var. sylvestris, 1268 nucleotides long. RefSeq names its product probable LRR receptor-like serine/threonine-protein kinase At2g16250. Bases 763 to 996 code for a protein of 77 amino acids. The transcript has 3 exons. The record is from RefSeq and is a predicted model, not a curated record. NCBI's taxonomy places the organism in Eukaryota, Viridiplantae, Streptophyta, Magnoliopsida, Lamiales, Oleaceae.